Molecule: messenger RNA, 1818 nt
Organism: Striga asiatica
Lineage: Eukaryota; Viridiplantae; Streptophyta; Magnoliopsida; Lamiales; Orobanchaceae
Source: the annotation of a GenBank genome assembly
AUGAAGAAGAAGAAAAAUAAGGGGUGUGAAGUUACUGAGGCUUACAUCAAUGAAGGUUUGGAAAAAAGGGAACUACAUGUGGACCCUGGUGAGGAUGGCAGUGGAGAUGCAAUGAUGAAUCUUGAAAAGAAAAGGAAGAAAAGCAAGAACAAGAACCGGGAGUUGAAUAGGACCGAGAGGAACAAUGCUAAAGAAGUUCAGCAGAGUGAGGUUGAGCAAAAGCUGGAUGGAGAAAGUAAUUCCAAACAGGAGUGUACUGAAGAUAAUAUCAAGGAGAGGAAGAAGAAGAAAUCAAAAAGAAAACAUGAUGAAGUAGAUUUUGAGAGGGAGGGAGAGAAACAUAUAAAGGAGUCUGGGCAACAUAGUCAGAAUUUGGAAGCUGAUGAUGCAGGGAAGGUCAAAAGGAAGAAAAGGAAAAAGGAAAAAGAGAACAUCAAAGAUGACAAUUGGUCACGUGGCACUUCCGGUGAAGCUAUAAAUGACGAGGGUGAUUUUCCUUGUGUGCAACAAGAAUGCGUGCCAGAUAAUGUUGAAGGCAAAAUUGAGUCGAAUGAACAUGACGGCUGUGCUGCAGAAGAACUUGAGAGAAAGAAGGAAAGAAAGAAGAAAAAGAAAGAACAUUUGAAUGACUCUUCAUCUGCCGCUCAGCAAGAUAAUGCAGAAACUGACAACAAUGGGCAUAUGUGUACGGAUGAGAUGCAAAGUAAUGAGGUAAAACACGCAACCAAAAAGAAGAAGAAGAAGAAACAUACGCAAGUAAUGGUAGAUGGUUCUGAGGAAUUAAGAGAUAAUGGUGCUGCACAUGAGAAGAAAAGAAAAAUGACCAAACCAGUGGAGAAUGACUCAAGCGAUGCUACACCCAGAAAAAGUAAGAAGAAAGUGAGGUUUUCUAAUCACGUUGAAGUUUUCCCCUCUCCCGGCACUUCAGAUCCAGCAAAAGGGAACGUGGACCGAGACAAUCUAGUUAGAGGUAAGCGGUUCACUCCUGAAGAGGACGAGAUCGUCAAAGCUGCUGUUAAUGACUACAUACUGAGUCACAACUUAGGCGACGAAGGCCUGGACAUGGUCCUCAACUGUAGAAAGCACCCCAAGGCGAGGGGCUGUUGGAAAGAAAUCGGGUCUUCCAUGCCACACAGACCCACCUCUUCCGUCUACCAGCGUGCCCAGAUUCUAUUCCGCAGGUCUGAGAAUCGCAAAUGGACUGAGGAAGAGUGCGAGGAGGUCCUCAAGUUCUGUGAGGAGCACGGCAGGCAAUGGAGGAAGCUGGAGGACAAGCUCGGCAGGCACAGAAAACACGUGAAAGACACCUGGCGGAGGAUAAAAUUGGUGAACCGCAAGAAAGGGCACUGGUCUCAGGAAGAGUACCAGAAACUGUUUGACCUCGUGAACAUUGACCUGCAAGCGAAGCUUCAGGAAGAGAAGAAGUCCAUGUACGGGAUGCUGCGUGACAAUAUCUGCUGGACGGCAAUUAGUGAUGAGCUGUCAACCCGUGCUCAGGCGCUUUGCUGUCUCAAGUGGUACAACCAGCUGACCUCGUCCAUGGUGGCCCAGGGGAUGUGGGCCGACUCAGACGACUACAGGCUGAUUGGCGGGCUUUAUAGGUUGGAUGCGAGGUGCGUGGAGGAUGUGGAGUGGGAUAGUGUUGUGGAGGGAAGGGAUGGGGAUGCGUGCCGAAAGCGUUGGAAUCAGAUGGCUUUGCAUUUGGGGCGGAAUGGGAAUAAGUCGUUUGCCGAGCGGGUGGAGGUCUUGGCGCAGAGGUACUGCCCGUAUCUGCUGGAAGCGAGAGAGGCUUGGGACGCCAAACCAAGACUUCCAUGA